AUGUCGAGCGAGCUGAAGCGCGGCGCGGAGGAUGAUUGUUCCACUUCCCCCAGUCAUCGCCGGAAAAUCGACGAUCCGGACAAGCCAAUUUACCUGGUAGUGGAGCACAAGGCCGCGAAAAACAGGUCCGCGAAGCCUGCGUACUCCAUCCUCACCGUCGGCGCAACAACGCCUAUGGUCCCUCUGCACCUCACCCAACCCGGCAUGUCCUUCGCCGCGGUAUCGUCGCCGCAGGGGUCCUGGAUCGUCGGCGUAGGCGGGGAAGGGCAGGGUCACACCAUAAUCUACGAUGUCGCGACCUCCAAGGAGUUUCACGGCCCCGACCUCAGUACCAACAAGAUGGAUCCCGUCCUGAUACCGUUCCGUGGCCAACUCUACGUGCUCUCGCGCCGCCCCUCCGUCAAGUGGGGGGCGAGGGGCCUCGAGUACCUUCCCUGUGAAGAUCUCGAGCCGCCGCCCGUCUUCCCGUGCCGCAUCAACCCGAUCGAAUACACGAACCCACCGGAGAUCCGCGUCGCCUCCUACGCCACAGUCGGCUCCCACAUCCUGCUCUCCGUGCAGCUGGAGAACGUCGGCAAGGUGAAGAGGAAAUACAAAGGGACAUGCGGUUACGACGUGGACAGGGAUGUGUGGGAGAUGGUGCACGCCAUGAAUCUUCCUUUCCUCGGCCAGGACGUGCCCCUCGGCGGCCACCUCUUUCUUGGCCGGUCCAGAGUCAGGGACGGUGCUGCCGUUGUCUACUCUAUGGAGGUCGGCCAAUCAGCAGCGUCUGGGAAGAGCGAGCUGUCCAUUAGAGAGGUUAACGUGGUGGUGGCGCCCAAGGGCCGCAUUGUUCUUGGGGAUCUUCUCUUCCCUUUGGAAAGGGGCUGGUUCUCCUCUGUUUGCGUUCGAUCUGCUGAUCCCGGCCCGGAGUCCAAGUUAGUAGUAGAUAAUGUACGUGUUGUUCAACGCAAAUACGCUAUGGUGGGGUAUAAUGCUGCUGACAACAAUGUUACAAUUGCGAAGCAGCACCGGCAAGUUUACAAACUGGUUGAUCGAUCUCGUCCUUUGGCUCAUCCUUCCCGGGUGAUUGCUGCUUUUACAGUGUAA
This is a messenger RNA of Lolium rigidum, 1089 nucleotides long. RefSeq lists its product as uncharacterized. The coding region runs from base 1 to 1089 and encodes 362 amino acids. The transcript is spliced from 2 exons. NCBI's taxonomy places the organism in Eukaryota, Viridiplantae, Streptophyta, Magnoliopsida, Poales, Poaceae. The record is from RefSeq and is a predicted model, not a curated record.